This is a messenger RNA of Pectinophora gossypiella (pink bollworm), 2754 nucleotides long. RefSeq lists its product as uncharacterized. The transcript is spliced from 2 exons. Lineage: Eukaryota; Metazoa; Arthropoda; Insecta; Lepidoptera; Gelechiidae. The coding region runs from base 60 to 2402 and encodes 780 amino acids. The record is from RefSeq and is a predicted model, not a curated record.
AAUUAUGGCGGAUGAGAACAGUGUUUAUGUAUUUAUUUAAUUAAAAAUUUCUAUCAAAAAUGGAAAUUUAUUGUGCUGUGUAUGGCUGUCCGUCUUCUAGCAAAGACAAGGAACGCUAUUUAUAUCCAUUUCCAUUGGACCCCAUUAGGUGUAACAACUGGCUACAAGCAGUAGACCGUCUAGAUUUAGGCCAUCUAAGCAUAGACAACCUGCACAAAGAGUAUAGGGUAUGCGACAUACAUUUUACAUUCCUGGACCAGCACAAAAUACUGUUAGACGAUGCCGUUCCCAACUUGAACUUACCACAUCGAACUAUUUUGGACGACUUGACAAAAUCAACCCAGACCGAUUUUAGCAACACAACCGUAGCUACCCAAACCGAAACGGCUACAAAUGAAAUUGCAUGUCAAACCGAAUCUGCUGAGAGUAUAGAAUCGCAACAACAAUGGAAAAUAGACAACCCGUUGAAAAGAAAGUUACUAAUUACAUUAGCCUUUGACCCAAAAACAGCGAAGACCAAUCAGAACUGUGACUCCGAUCAAAGUGAACAAACGAGUCUAAGCAACGCAUCGAUGUUAGAAAAUAACGCAGAGAAUCCAACAAUAUGCGACGUUACAUGCCAGCCGGAUAUAGCGUCUAUCGUUCCAAAAAGUGGUGACAAACCAAAAGUAAAGAGGGAAUCUCCUAAAGUUGUUCCAAAAAAUGUUAAAAAGUUCUCAAGAUGCGAGGAAAAAAAACCUAAACAGAAACGGAAGGGUAGAAAGUCGAAGUGUCAGAAAGAGGUGUCGUCUGACGAACCGAACGAAACCUCUGACUCUGAUGAAGAAGAGAUGGACUACGAAACGAUGAUGCAAUCAAGAUUGGAAGAGGCUAUAAAGCUGAUCCAGCAGCAAUGGCGGCUGCACGAGAAAAAAUACCGGAAAAACCGACGCGAUAAUGAUAUUGAAGAGAUCACGGAAGAUCCUGUUGAGAAGUUAAAGGUAAAACAAGGCAGAGCUUAUGGCAAUGAGCUGAAGUUCUUAGCGUUAAACUUGUUCUACUCCAACCCAACAGCCUACAAAGCUUUAAGGCAGCAUCUGAAUCUACCCACAGAGAAAACUUUACGGAGAAUACAGGUCGGGAUCUCGACGAAAUUGACGCCAACAGUCAUAAACUGCCUAAAACUUAUCGUUAGCAAGUUGAAAGAUGAAGAGAAGUACUGCAUCGUCUGUGCUAACUUACUGCCUUUGAAAGAAGAGAUCCAUAAAAUAGCAAAUUCAGAUAAAAGUAUGGGGUACCACGAAAUAAACGACAUACAAGGAACUGAAGUUGCCAGUAAAUCUUUAGUGGUGUUAACCAGGGGUAUCUAUUCCGAUUGGAAACAGCCUUUGAUAACGUGUCAAUUGAAGGAAAACUUCGAUAUUUCGGAAGUCAACUUGUGGCUUGACGAAAUAAUUGGUACUCUUAUGGACGUAGGCUUAAAAGUGAUAGCUUUUACAACGAACGAACAUCCAAAUAUGCUAAAUAUGGCGAAAGCACGUAACAUAUGCCCUGAGCGACCAUUUUUCUUCGUAAACAAUCAUAAAGUUUACUACAUCUUUGACGCUUUACACAUAAUGAAUCAAAUCAGAAACGUGAUGUUAAACCAUUACUUUAGAUUCGUAGAAGUCGAUGGUACCGAGCAAAUAGCUUCCUGGUUUGAUAUCGAGAAGCUUUUCGAAACAGAUAAAACUAGAGUGUACAAAUUCGCGCCGAAAUUGACUGAAAGUCAUAUAAGACCGAAUGAUUUGGACAAAACAAGGAUACAUUACUCUGCUCAGGUAUUUAGCAAGACAGUUGCAGCUGGUAUAAUCAACUGCAUAGAACUGAAGCAUCUGACAGCGCGAAGCUACGGUACAGUCAAAUUUGUCGAUUUACUGAACAACAUUUUCGACAUUUUGAAUUCGUAUGAUGAUAAAGAUAUAUGCCGGUACAAAAUUCCGUUCUGUUUCAAGGAUUAUCAGAUGGACGUCUUCGAAAAAAUGCUAAAUCUGCUUCCGAAUCUCAAAGUCAUUACCAAAAAUUACGAAGACGUUACAAACACAGUGGAGACCUUAAGGUGUCUCGAAAUUACAAUCAGAGCUGUUCUGAACAUCGCUUCCGAUUUGAAAACGAAUGGUUACCAAUAUUUAUGCACUAGAAACCUAAAUUUGGAACAGUUGGAUACAUUUUUCGAGUCUAUGAGGCGAAAGUGGGGUACUAGGCCUUCAGCGGUAUUGUUCUACGCGGGUUUCAGAAAUUUCUUUCUAGAAAAUGUUAUUAAGAAAUCGGAGACCAACGAUUCGUGUGGUCUAGACAAAGAUUUAAUAUCAAUUUUGUUGAAAGACAAUACAGUGGAGAGUAAGCCGGAUAAGGAUUUCAAUCCGUUCUUUAAGUAUUUAUAAAAUUAAUUAUGAAAAAGAAAAUAACAUAUGAGAGGGAGCAGAUGUGCUCUGUAACAUAGUACCUUGCCACUGCUUUCUCCCUGCCUAUUCAGUUUUCCUCAAAACUAAAGAGUCACUCACCCGAUGGUCGCUCUAAUUUUGACGAAGAGUGAAUAGGCAUUUUCUAGGUAAGAGAAAAUUCACCAAUUCAGGCCGCAUUUUCACUUACGAUCAAGGUGAGAUUGUAGUCAAACGAGUGUUGCCGAAUAAUCGAUUACCGAUUAGUCGAUUAUUUACCUCUAAAUAACCUAAAUAUCGAUAUGCAUAUCGAUAGUAUCGAUAUUGAAAAUUCUACAAUUAUAUCGAUUAACAG